AUGGCGACCGCAGGCCUCCAGGUGUUCGGCAUCUUCCUGGCGACCGUGGGCUUCCUGGGCGACAUCAUCGUGUGCGCGCUGCCCAUGUGGAAGGUGACGGCGUUCAUCGGCAGCAACAUCGUGACGGCGCAGGUGUUCUGGGAGGGCCUGUGGAUGAACUGCGUGAAGCAGAGCACGGGCCAGAUGCAGUGCAAGGUCUACGACUCCAUGCUGGCGCUGCCCCAGGACCUGCAGGCCGCCCGCGCCCUGGUGGUCAUCUCCAUCCUGCUGGCCUUCAUGGGCCUCCUGCUGGCCGCCGCCGGGGGCAAGUGCACCAACUGCAUCGAGGACGAGCUGGCCAAGAGCCGCGUGGCCAUCGCGGCGGGGGUCUUCGUUUUGGCGGCCGGCGUCCUCUGCCUCAUCCCGGUGUCCUGGUCGGGCCACGUGGUCAUCCGCGACUUCUACAACCCCGUCAUGACCGACGCGCAGAGGCGGGAGCUGGGCGCCGCGCUCUUCAUCGGCUGGGGGUCCGCCGGCCUGCUGCUCAUCGGGGGGGCGCUGCUGUGCUGCCAGUGUCACGGUCGCAAGGACGGCAGGUAUUCUGUGAAAUACACCGCGCCGCGCUCGGCCGCCAGUGGAGGCGCUUAUGUCUGA
Messenger RNA from Nerophis ophidion (straightnose pipefish), 633 nucleotides. RefSeq names its product claudin d (gene cldnd). Gene Ontology annotation, cellular component: plasma membrane; bicellular tight junction. Lineage: Eukaryota; Metazoa; Chordata; Actinopteri; Syngnathiformes; Syngnathidae. The record is from RefSeq and is a predicted model, not a curated record. The transcript has a single exon. Gene Ontology annotation, molecular function: structural molecule activity. Gene Ontology annotation, biological process: bicellular tight junction assembly; cell adhesion. Bases 1 to 633 code for a protein of 210 amino acids.